UCAUCACAAUCCUAAUUAAGAAAAUUUCAGAGUUGUUUUUCAAUGGAUCGCUAUCAACAAAUAGGUCAACCUAGUUCUUUACCAAAAGUAGAAAGAAAGGUUGUUGAGAAAAAUAGAAGAAAUAAGAUGAAGAGUCUCUUUUCCAGCCUCAAUUCUCUUUGCCCUAACUAUAAUCCCAAGGAAGCUUUACCAUUACCAGAUCAAAUAGACGAAGCUAUAAACUACAUUAAGAGCUUAGAGACAAGUUUGAAAUCGGCGAAGGAGAAGAAAGAAAGUUUAAUUAUAAACAAGAGAUCGCGUAGUGGCUGUUCGAGUUCUUCAAGAGCAAAAAUAGAGAUUCAUGAAAAUGGUUCUUCUCUACAAGUUAUUCUAACAUGUGGGGUUGACGAACAGUUUAUUUUCUGUGAAAUUAUGAGAAUAUUGCAUGAAGAUUACGUGGAGGUCAUCUCUGCAAAUUCUUCAUUGGCAGGAGAUUCAGUUAUUCAUGUUGUGCAUGCAGAGAAUCCGCAAUCAAUGUUUCAAUUUGGAGCAACCAAAGUUAGUGAGAGAUUGAAAAGGUUUGUGAAUGGAUCUGAGAGAGAGGUGCAAAUUGAGCCUCAGUUGUGGGAUUUUGAGAAUGGAAAUGAGAGUUGGGAUCUAAGUUCUAUAGUAAACAAGAAUUUACAAUAUUCUUAAUGAAGAAGAAGAAGAGAUACAACAAA
Lathyrus oleraceus (garden pea) is the source of this 701-nucleotide messenger RNA. Its product is annotated as transcription factor bHLH162. The transcript is spliced from 3 exons. Bases 43 to 675 code for a protein of 210 amino acids. Gene Ontology annotation, molecular function: RNA polymerase II transcription regulatory region sequence-specific DNA binding; DNA-binding transcription factor activity, RNA polymerase II-specific; protein dimerization activity. NCBI's taxonomy places the organism in Eukaryota, Viridiplantae, Streptophyta, Magnoliopsida, Fabales, Fabaceae. Gene Ontology annotation, cellular component: RNA polymerase II transcription regulator complex. Gene Ontology annotation, biological process: regulation of transcription by RNA polymerase II. The record is from RefSeq and is a predicted model, not a curated record.